AUGGAGGUGGAGGUGACUGGUGAAUUGAGGACAAGCUGGACACCUACACAUCUCACAGGAGAUCCAUCAGUCCUAGUUGACCAUACAGCAAAGAAAAGAAAGCAGCAUUUAAGCACUGUUCCAGCGAACGAAAUCAUAGAGGAUGAAGAGGAAGAGGAGAGCCAGAGUAUGACUGACCACACCAAAGACUCAGAGGAGCCCAGUUUCAAAAGAGUUAAACCAGUGACCAAGUCCAACAGCCUCACAGGAGUUAUCACUCCAGUCAAGACACCUGCUCUGAAACGCAUUGGACAGUCUAUAUCGAGGUCGAUCAGUUUUCGCACUGAGGCUCGACCUUUGCCUCCUGCUCCUCUAAGGUCUCGGUCCAAGGCUUCAUCGUUUCCACGGAGACGCAGCAGUCAGUGUUGGAGCGACACUGUGGAAAGUCAUGACCUAACCGCCAAAGAGAUCAAACGCCAAGAAGUGAUCUAUGAGCUAACACAAGGAGAAAGGCAGCUCAUUGAGGAUCUGAGCCUCGUCAAAAAGGUGUACUAUGAGCCCAUGCUGAAACUGGACAUUUUGACAGAGAGUGAAUUAGGACAAAUCUUUGGGACUCUGGACUCUCUCAUCCCUCUGCAUGAAGAUCUGUUGUCGCGACUAGAACGGCUGAGGGGAUCAGAGAAGACUGUUGGAGAAAUCGGUCCUACGCUUUUAUAUUGGUUCCCCUGUCUGGAGGCCUAUGUAACUUAUUGCUGUAACCAGGUCGGAGCUAAAGCCUUGUUGGACCAGAAAAAGACUGAGAAGAGAGUGGAGCACUUCUUGCGGCUGUGCCAAGAGUCCUCGUUCAGCCGAAAACUGGACCUCUGGAACUUCCUGGAUCUGCCCCGGAGCCGAUUGGUCAAAUACCCUCUGCUGUUAAAGGAGAUUCAGAAGUGCACCCCCUCAGAACACCCCGAUGAGGACUCGCUGCCUGAUGCUUUGGAGAUGAUCCAAAGCAUUGUGGCGGAGGUGAAUAAAAAGACUGGCGAGGCGGAGUGUCAGUUUUACAGAAGGGGAUUGAACUAUCUCGAAGAGGGCCAGAGGUUACCUGAAAUCCAACAGUCACGCUUCCUGUACUGCCAUGGAGAGCUGAAGAACAACAAGGGACAGCGAUUACAUGUAUUCCUGUUUGAGCUGGCGCUCGUGCUGACAAGGCCUGGGGAAGAUAAAGAUGGCGGACAGACUUUCAGCAUUUACAGACAGCCUCUGCCCAACAACUUACUGAACCUGGAGGAGAUUCCUGAUGGAGAGGCAGGAGGGGGUGGAGCCUUUCGAGGAGCCUUCACAGGGGGAAACGAUAAAGUGAAAAACUGUUUCCGCGUGAGCAGCAGGGGGCGCUCUAAAGCAAACUCCUAUAGCCUGCAAGCCAACGACUCUUUCAGCAAACAGCAGUGGAUCACCUGUCUGCGUCAGGCCAUGGUCCAAUCACGAGACAGGAAUGCCCACGCCGGCCAAUCACAGUUCCCCUCCUACGCAGAUCCCACCCUCUGUCACAUAGCUGACCUGAGCCUCACUUCAGACUCUGAGAUGGAUGUCCAGACGCUCAGUGGAUAG
This is a messenger RNA of Knipowitschia caucasica, 1572 nucleotides long. NCBI's taxonomy places the organism in Eukaryota, Metazoa, Chordata, Actinopteri, Gobiiformes, Gobiidae. The record is from the annotation of a GenBank genome assembly.